AUGACGUCUUAUACAUCCGUUUCAACCGCUACACUAAACUCUGCUAAUUCGAACCAAAAUCCGAACAAUACCAUGAAUCCUGUUAAUACUAUGAACCAGGCUAACACUAUGAACUUGGUAAAUAGUAUGAAUAUGAAGUCGGAGCCAGGCGAAUUGGUGUUAUUUCUGUGUAAAAACAGUUUUAAACACCUCCAUACCAUCUUGCUUGAGAAUAGAUUUAAUGAAAAAAUUUUAAAUCAGAUUCUGAACGACGAUUUUAUUAUUAAUAACGCAUUUUCACGGUUUUUACAGUUUUUUUCCACAAAUUCUGCUCAAUUGACUAAUUCCAACUUGGAUGACUCAAACCCGGAAAUUGCAAUUCUAAUCAAGAAUAAAUUACUCAACGAAUUAUUGAUUAGUGAUAAGCUUGGAGGCGCCGUUGGUCAAGUUGAGAAGCUGGAAAAUAUACUAAAGGUGUACAAAUUAACCCUGUUUAACAGGAGUAAUUACGUUGAAUUUGACCGUAACUUACCCUUGAGCUAUGAAAAGGAUAAGAGUUUACUCAUCUUUGAUGAUCCGAAACUGAUAAGUGAGCUUAAACUUGUGGUCAGGAAUGAGAUUUUAUCAUUUUUUGACUGUCUCAACUUUUUGUUCAAUUAUACCUUGGAACACAAUUGCAAGGUUAUAAAUAACAUUAUUACCAAUUUUGAGGAUUUCAGGAGUAAACUUUUUAGUAUGUACAAUUCGUUACAGGGUUCACAAGUUCGUUUACCAGUCUUAUUGAAUCUCAUUAACUUACAUUAUGUCGCAAAUGUUUACACCAGAGAACACUUUGAAUCAUACAGAGAUACAUUUAAAAGUGAUCAAAGUUCAAAUUCUCAAAAUUCCACUGCCAGAGAUACAUUAUUACUGUUCCAGGAUACUCUUUUGACAUUUUAUUGUUUAUUUGGCUCAUUUUCUAGAUCAGACUAUAAUAUCUCACUUCCGCUGUUUGAUAAAACUGAAAGUGAUGAACACAAUAAUCGCCAAAAUUAUGAUUAUUAUAGUACCCGUCGCUCUAAUAAUAUCAAUCGUAGUACUGUUUCAGAAGCUUUUGGUGCAGUAGCUAAAUACUUUAAAUCUGUGAAUACCAACAUUGUUAAUGUUAUUUUGCUGAAGGUUUUCCCCAAACUAAACAUCAGCAGUUACACUAAAAAGGAACUUUCAGAUGCCAUUAAAAGUACCAUAGACCAAAAAUUGUUCUAUGGGUUACUUAGAACUAGAGAAUCUGGAGCUUACAUACCUCUUUAUCUACUGAGAAAUGACCUUUUUAAAACCACACUCUCACAAGAUUCCAGUUUAAAUCUGUACAUUAUUAACUAUUUUAUGCUACAAACUUAUCCAAUUUCACUGCUAAAUGAGUUGAUUAAUACAGAACUUAACUCAAUACAAAUGGGACUAAAGUUUAACGCCUCUCAACAUUUGAGCACUUUAGGAGAUAAAAGAGUUAAUACGGAUUUAUACAACAGCGUACUACUGCUGUUGAAAAAUGAUAGAGAAUUGUCUUAUAUCAUAUCAACGUUGGUAUUAUCUACUACUGAAAAAAUAUAUAUUUCAACUUUAACAAAUAUCAUCGACUUUCUUGUUAAUAUGUUAAUUUUGAACAAGAAUUUUUUGAGAAGGCUUGGGAAUUUUCCACCUGAGUUCAAGUUUACCAUUUCCACCUUUGAACUCAAUUCACCUGAACUGCUAUUACUCCACAUAAUCCACAAGUAUUAUGAAAAUUCCACUAAUGUUGAUUUUAUAAAUCCCAUUUUAAGAUUUUUUUACGUUCGAUUCCUGACGCUUGAGUCAUUAAUUUCAAGAAUCUGUAACACUUCAGUGGGCCAAGAUGGGCAGAAAUUAACACAUCACGAAGUUACCUUCGCAUUCAAGAAAAUGUUACAUGAAAUACUUGUGAACAUGAAGUUGGACUCUAGUAACGUCGAGAUGUAUUUGGCACUGUUAAACCAUUUUUACACCAGGUUUUGCACUGGUAAAUCCAAAAACAAUUCAAGUUGUAAAUUUGAUAAAAUUGACCCUGAAGUACUUACGAGGAUGUACAGAUUCAUCUUAAACAAGGCAAAUCUCUCAAACCUACUCACAUUCCUCACAAUAAUUAAUAAUAAUUGUAAUGAAUUGGCGAGCGAUUUCAUAAUGCUCCUGAUCAAUAACAGGAAUUAUGACACCCUAGUUCAGUCACUAAGGUGUAACACCUUGUAUAAUUAUAAUACUAACCAGCUGAUAGUAUACAACUCCUCUUCUAAGAGUAGGAAACUUCUAAAUUCAUGGGAUUCUUCAGAUAAGUUUGAUGAAGUUGUGAAAAACUGUCCUGUGGAAAUUUCAUUAAACCUGUUUAAAUUAGUUUUAGAGGUCAUUUCAAGGGAUGAAAAGUUAUUAUCAUUUUACGUGAAAAACUGUUUCAACUCUCUGUUGGUGUCGGGAAUGCAGUCUCGUGAUCUUCUCAACGUGUUCAAAUCACUCAAAGUGCUGUCCAUAAACUAUUCUCAGUCUUUCAACUCGUUACAACUGUUAUACAAACUGUCGUAUGAUUAUAAUUAUAACAAGAGAUUACUACUAUCGAUGAGCCAGUUUGGAGACUUGAGUAACACGCAGAAUUCUUUGUUUGUGAAUAAACAUUUAUUUGAUGUGGAACUGUGUAAAACAGAGUUAAAAGGACUUAACAAGGAUUUAAUGAUGUACCUGUUAAAUCUAAUCGUGGUUAGUGACGGAGACUGUGACAUUUCAGUGUACAAACUACUUAAAUAUUUGGUAUACAACUGUUACUUUGGGUAUAAAUACACCAUCAUCAAUAAUAAAAUAAUAAUUUCAUUUGACAAGGUUGACAAUAACUUAUCAGAACUUUCGUCGGAAAACAUAAGUUUCACCAACAUUGAAGAACUUUGCAAUAAUAUUCUCGUCAAGUUCAUUAAUGACCAAAAUGGCAUUACAGUUCCUAAACUUGAAACUCUCUACAGCAUAUUGUCAAUCCUGUCGUCACACCAAGUUGGAACGCAACAUGUCAAUUUGAUAUUGAAUAAGUUGAUAAAUUAUUGUAUUACAAGCUUUGAAGUGACAGUGAAUUCAGAUAUUAACUCGUUACUGUCUGAGGAAUUGAGGAAACUUAUGAUCCAAAUUGCCCAAUUAUUAGUACAAAAGAUGUAUAUAUUUGUGAUUAAUUAUUUUGACAAGGUUAAUUCAACUGUAUCAAUUACACAACUGGGCAACUUCAUUGUUACCACCAAAUCUUCCGACACCUUUCCACACAAUCUAACCAAUUUACCUAAUAUACACAUGGGCAAUUUACACACCACAAAUAUGAUUACCUUACGCAAUAAUUUACAGAAUUUGUCAAGUUCACAAUGGAGUGAUGUGGAGAAAAUAUUGAGAAGAAUGUUGUUGUUAUAUUUCGUGUUAACUACCAAGGGUACAGAAACUUCAGAGGAUACUUUUACCUUAUUUUGCCUGUACAAACUGGUUAAAAUGUUAAAGUGUUCUCUAGUGUUAAAUAUUAACGAAUGGAGACUGCUACUCUUGAGACUCUCAAUUAAUAAAUAUAAAGAUAAAAUAUACCUCAAAUACCUUUUCAAGUUGUAUAACAUACUCAAGGUGUCUGACACUACAGAAACUACCGGAUCAGAUGGCAGAGUAUUUGAAAGCUGUUCAGUUUUGCAAGUGAAUAAGUUGGAGAAGGACGCGAUUGAUAAUUAUUACUCACAAGAGUUAAAUACGGACAUGAUCAUCUUCCUCUACAAUCUCUCAACCAAAGUUAACGAUGAGUACUUAAACAACGUUGUUAACCAAAUUGUUAACUACGUUAACAAAUUAUCAAAUCUAAGAACUAACAAGGCGACUACGGGUAAUUCCGGAUCCAAUAACACGGGGCCUGUGAAUGACUCAGGAACUUCAGAACCCUCUGGGCCAGAUAACACUGAUAAACUACUGAAGAACACACUAAUAAUAGUGAGAGAGGUGCGAAACUUGAUAAAAUAUGAGAAUUUGAAGCUGUUUUAUAUAUUUUAUAACGAAUUUGAGCGGUUUGGCGAGUCCUGUUUCAAGGAGAUCAACCGUAUGGUAAAUGAGGUAAUUUACUAUUUAACCACAAAUAACCAGGUGAAGAACAGCAAAUAUUACAUUCACUUUUUUAAAUACCUCGUCAGGUUCAAGAAUCAUAACCAAAUCUUAAAAGUGAUCAACGGCAUUGACCAACUAAAUUAUUACUUCUAUCUCAUCUUCUUAUACUCACUGGCCAAUAGUAAUUCGUUUGAUUAUCUCAAGUUGGUGAGUAAUACGGAACGACCAAAGACCAGUGACUUGGACAUACUACUGAAGAAUGUACUCUGUGACAGAGUCAGGCACAUAGUCAACUACACUCGAGAAAGUGUAGUACUCUACAACGAACUGCUGUUAAUUAUGAACUUUGUAAUGUUAUGUAACGAUGUGGAAAGUGUCGGCCUGGUGGUGGAGGAUUUGUACAACUUCAUCCUCGGGAAAUCGUCUGAUAAACUUAUUUUCCUUAAAAUUGUUAACAACUUCAUCAACUUGCUCUUCAGAUUCUGGAAAGACAUUAAGAUCCUUAAAGUGGCUGUAGUCACUCUUAUCAACGUUAGUACCAUCUGCGCCGGAGCAUCCGGUGAAGUUGUUAAAACCAUACUAAACACAGGGAAUAACUUUACCACCAACAAUUUGUACAAUAACAUUUACAAUGGCAUUAGUAAUGUGAAUAAUGUGAAUAAUAAUGCGAUUAGUAAUGGGAUUAGUAAUGUGAGUGGAAUUAGUUUGAGUGAUGAGAAUAGGAGAUUGGAUAAUAUCCGAGAGGACCGUGAUUUGGGUACACAUUUUAGUGAAAUUGUGAGACCAGAAAGCUUAGGCUUGAAUUUGUAUAAUGUGUUCUUUAACUGGACUGAGAAGAUUAAAUUAUCUAAUCUAGACAUGUUUCUACCUCAUUUUGACGCAAUGUACUCUGAAAACUCAGAGAACCAGGAACAAGAUAAGAUCAAACUAUUGAAAAUCAUCAGUGAAAAAUUAAAAGUACUCUACACAUCAAUUAAUAAUUGAUUCCUUAACCCUGAUAAUAUUAUUUCUCUCUA
Molecule: messenger RNA, 5087 nt
Organism: Theileria parva strain Muguga
Lineage: Eukaryota; Apicomplexa; Aconoidasida; Piroplasmida; Theileriidae
Exons: 1
Coding region: 1-5055 (1684 amino acids)
Source: RefSeq, a predicted model, not a curated record